UCUAUUUUUUUCAAUACAAUUGCUAAGACUCCGUUUUAGACCAGGUGAUUAUCUUGUGCGUAAGGAACUGGUACUGUUUGCAAUUACUUUUAUGGCCUUUUUAGGUACACCUUCCAAAUAAAAAAGUGCUAUAAAAAUACCUCUUCACAUCUGAUAUAACCCAGAAUACCAUGAGAGACUACAUCUUCGGUCUGUUGCAGACGAUUAUACGUCUUAUAUUUCGAAUAUUCUAUGGGAAAAAAGGCAAGAGUAUGCCGGCAAUAACUGACCCAAUAUUGCUGGAAUCUGCUUCGUCUUUGGCACAUAAAAUACGCACCCAGCAGCUAAGCAGUGUACAAGUAUUGGAGGCAUUCAUACACCGCGUGAAAGAGGUAAAUCCCAUACUUAACUGCGUGGUAGAUGAAAGAUACAACCAAGCCCUAAAGGAGGCAUCCGAAGCUGAUGCACUUAUUCAAUCAAGCCAAUAUACUGUAGAUCAGCUAGCAAAAAAUAAACCAUUUUUAGGUGUUCCUAUAACCACGAAAGACUGCAUAGCUGUAAAGGGCAUGCUUCAUACAUCUGGGCUCUAUUCUCGUCGCGGUAUGCGUGCUAAUCAGGAUGCGGACGCUAUGGCGCUUAUGCGAAAAGCAGGAGCGAUUCCAUUUGCUCUUACGAAUGUAUCAGAGGUGUGUAUGUGGUGGGAGAGCAACAAUACUGUACAUGGCCGAACGCGUAACGCAUAUGAUACACAUCGCAUCGUCGGUGGCUCCAGUGGGGGCGAAGGCUGCGUACAAGCGUCGGCUGCCUCGGCUUUUGGACUCGGGUCGGAUAUAGGGGGCUCAAUUCGCAUGCCUGCAUUCUUUAAUGGGAUUUUUGGGCACAAACCCAGUAAACUUAUAGUUUCUAAUGCUGGCCAGUUUCCGACACCCUUUAGUGUCGAACAGAAUUCUUUCCUUGGGUUAGGCCCCAUGUCGCGAUUCUCUGAAGAUUUGCGUCCUAUGCUGCAAAUUAUUGCAGGAGAGAAAGCUUCGAUUUUACACUUGGACAAGCCGGUGGAACUGCAUACACUUAAGUUUUAUUACCAAGAGACAGACGGAGGUGGCCGCCUGGUUUCUAAAGUGGACCGAGAUAUUCGCGCGGGUUUGCAACGCGUUGUUGAUCAUAUUCGUGAUAAAUUCGGCGAAGAACAAGUGACACGCAUACAAUUGCCCGAGUUUCGUCAAUCGGCUGCCAUUUGGUUCGCCAACAUGCGCGAUGAUAGCGGUCAUGGCUUUGCUUAUCAAUUAGGCGACCUACGUUACGAAAUCAAUACUUAUAUGGAGCUUCUAAAAUGGAUUUUCGGUGCAUCAAAGCACACAUUAAUCGGCUUAAUAACGGCGAUAAUGGAUAAUCUGCAGUGUCGAUACGGGUCCGCUAAGUACCAUCAUAUGGUGCGUAAGUGCGAUAAUCUUCGCGAAAACUUAAAACGUCUUCUAGGGGAUAACGGUGUUCUUAUCUAUCCCACGCACCCGACUGUGGCACCAUACCACAACGAGCCCCUUUUUCGACCCAUAAAUUUUUCAUAUACAGGCAUUAUCAAUAUACUUGGGUUUCCAGCUACAGCUGUACCGUUAGGCAAGCUCGGUAGUGAAGGCUUGCCCCUUGGCGUACAGAUCAUAGCUAAUUUUAACGAAGAUCGAUUGUGUCUGGCUGUAGCAGAAGAGCUGGAGCGCACAUUUGGUGGUUGGGUACGACCGGCUGUUCGCCUAUGAACAGGGGACACUUUUUAUACACAUACAGUACUCCGUUGCAAGAGUAUUAUUAUUUUAGGGUUAACAAGAUUUAUAUUUUUUACAAUUUGAAACAAAAAAAGACGCAUUUAAAAACAAACGCUUUGAGCAAUAUA
Scaptodrosophila lebanonensis is the source of this 1864-nucleotide messenger RNA. Its product is annotated as fatty-acid amide hydrolase 2. The transcript is spliced from 4 exons. NCBI's taxonomy places the organism in Eukaryota, Metazoa, Arthropoda, Insecta, Diptera, Drosophilidae. The record is from RefSeq and is a predicted model, not a curated record. Bases 171 to 1730 code for a protein of 519 amino acids.